Messenger RNA from Hydatigera taeniaeformis, 1392 nucleotides. NCBI's taxonomy places the organism in Eukaryota, Metazoa, Platyhelminthes, Cestoda, Cyclophyllidea, Taeniidae. The record is from the annotation of a GenBank genome assembly.
AUGCGGGAGAGGCUUGCGAGCGCUCUGGGCGAGGUACGGAAACGCUAUCCGGACCUUGACCCGGAUACGGAUUCCUACCUGGAAGGCAUCAUUAUUGAGAAUGGAGAACACUUUGAGUCAAUUGAUGAAGUUUAUGAAGCAAUUGGUGGAUUUCUUGAAAAUCUGGGCGGUAACAGGGAUGCUCGUCGGUGUUGUACAGACGUUUACAAUAUUAUUCAUCCGAAUGGGCAUGUCACUACUGAGGAGCGAUUAGACGAGCCAGUUCACAUGGCUGUACUAGUGAACAACUUCAAUGAACGUGUCAUAGAUACUGCAAGUAUUUGGAUGGCUAAGCGUGAGGUCACCAGUAACAUCGAUGCCGCAAAAUUGGCCAAAGCAGAGGCACGUUCUCGGGAGAAACAGGCUAAAAAACUGCAAAACAAUGACGCUUUAUCUUCAAAGCAAUUGGAAUCGGCUUGUGUUAGUCAACAACCAGAUCGGAAAGAAAAGUUCUCGACUACUGGAACGUCAAAGAUUGUCGACUUGCACAUUGAAAAUUUCGAUAUUUCAUUUGGAAAGCGAGUCCUUCUACGAGACGCCAAUUUGCAUCUUUCUUUCGGCCGUCGGUAUGGCCUUAUUGGGCGCAAUGGAAGUGGGAAAACUACGCUUCUUCGAGCUUUGGCAAAUGGUGAUCUUCGAUUGCCUCCAGGUCUAUCUGUUCUCCAUGUGGAACAGGAGGUGAUGGGCGACAACACCCCAGCCAUUGAAAGCGUCCUUCAGGCAGACACGAAACGUUCAGCCCUCAUGGCUGAGUUGGCCAAGUUGAAGGAAGGACAGGAGAAUGACGAGACGUCCUCUCGUCUCGCCCAAAUUUUCGACCAACUUGUCGCCAUUGAUGCCGACAGUGCACCUGCCCGCGCAGCUUCUAUCCUUCAUGGUCUCGGGGUAGAAGCCCAAAUGCAAAACCGCUCCACAAAGGAAUUUUCGGGUGGUUGGCGAAUGCGAUUGGCUCUGGCCAGAGCUCUAUUUGCUAAGCCCGAUCUCCUGCUUUUGGACGAACCCACCAACAUGCUGGACAUGCGUGCUAUGAUCUGGUUAGAGAACUAUGUUCAGACCUGGAAGGGCAUCAUGGUAGUGGUUUCUCACGACCAAGCCUUUCUCAAUGCCAUCGCAACGGACAUAAUCCAUCUCGUUGCGAAUCGUCUGGACGCCUACCGUGGCGACUACGACGCCUUCGUGAAGGCUCGUGAGGAGAGGCUGCUUAAUGAGGAGCGCGAGUACCUGGCACAGAAGGCUGAACGCGACCACAUCCAGACCGCCACAACAACCGUGGGUGGUGGAUGGGACGAAGUGAGGAGAAGUGGGGUCGGCGGGGUUCGCCCCAAUGCACCACAAUACGAGUGCUGCGAAUAG